AAGUGAAAGUAGAAUGAGUAGAUGAAGUAACGUGACAGAUGUCAAAUUUCUACAAACAAUCUUCAGAAAGAUGAAGUAUUUUAUUGGAAUUAUAGCUCUGUUAUGGAUGGUUUCUUAUACAAAGGCACAAUCAUAUGAAGACAAAAGAUGUAAAUGUAUCUGUCCUAGUAUUUCUUCUGUAACAAACAGAACUGAAACAGCUGAUACAUCCAGAAUUUUAUAUAUAGCUAAUGUCCCUCCGAAUUUAUGUAAUUGUGUUGGUGUAAUACUACCCAGAAUCGGGGAAGGGAUAGCUGGAAAAGAACAAGAGUUUUGCCCUCGAUGUGAAUGUAAAUAUGAAAAUCGAAAUACUACUAUCAUCAAAGUAGUUGUUAUUAUUGUUAUUUGGGUUAUCUCCAUUCUUGUCAUAUAUAUGGCAUUUUUAAUAAUAUUGGAUCCACUUUUAAAUAAAAGAAUUAAAGGCAGUUAUCAAGAACAUACAAACGAAGAAGAUGAAAUCAGUGCCGGACCGAUGUCACAUAAUAUGAGUGUAAGGGGUAAUGUUCUAAACAGGGUUGGACAUCAACAGGACAAAUGGAAGAGGCAGGUUAAAGAGCAGCGUCGUAAUAUUUAUGAUCGCCACACUAUGUUAAAUUAACGUCUUUUUAAAAUCAGAUUAUUAAUUAAUGAAUAUAAUGACUACAGUACUUUUAAGGAAAUAUACUUGGUAAAAUGAGGAACAAUUUAAUGAUGUUGUCUAUUUUAUGUGAUUUAAAGAUUGCAAGUAUGUAAAAAGUAUUGUUAUAAAUAAUUGAUGUGAUUAUAUAAUUUUCUUACAC
Anoplophora glabripennis (Asian longhorned beetle) is the source of this 818-nucleotide messenger RNA. RefSeq lists its product as uncharacterized. NCBI's taxonomy places the organism in Eukaryota, Metazoa, Arthropoda, Insecta, Coleoptera, Cerambycidae. The record is from RefSeq and is a predicted model, not a curated record. Bases 71 to 637 code for a protein of 188 amino acids. The transcript is spliced from 4 exons. Gene Ontology annotation, cellular component: lysosomal membrane.